Brassicogethes aeneus is the source of this 621-nucleotide messenger RNA. NCBI's taxonomy places the organism in Eukaryota, Metazoa, Arthropoda, Insecta, Coleoptera, Nitidulidae. The record is from the annotation of a GenBank genome assembly.
UUUAAAAGAAUUAUGGCGCGUAUUUCUUUUGCGCGUCGCAAGAACUGAUGUAACUAAACAAAAAUGAAGGUGUUUGCUGUGAUUUCUGUGUUUUUGUUAGCUUUUGCUGCCGUUUCUGCUGAGCUAACUGAAGAACAACAAAAAAAGAUCAUAGAAAAUCGCGAAAACUGCGUCAAAGAAACCGGUGUGGACCCCGAAAUGAUCGAUAGAGCAGAUGUGGGCGAUUUCACGGACGAUCCAAAACUGCAAUGUUUCGCAAAAUGUUUCUACCAAAAAGCCGGAUUCGUAAACGACAAAGGAGAAAUCGUCAUGGAAACCCUCAAGGCCAAACUCCCAGAAGAAAAUAAAGAGGAAGCUUUAGCAAUCAUCGAAAAGUGCAAAGAUAAGAAAGGAAAGGAUGCUUGUGAAACCGCCUACGCGAUUCAUAAGUGCUACUUUAAAAAUACCCAUAGAAUAGUUGUUGUACCGGAAGCCACUGAAAAAACUGCUGAUAAGUCCACCGCCAAACCUACUGAAAAAUCUGCUUAAGUACUGGAGUCAGAGUUGUUAUUUAUUAAGUAUUUAUGUGUGUUAAAAUAAACAGUAUUAAAGUCAAAAUAUUCCUUUAAAUUUAUAUUAAAU